This is a messenger RNA of Amaranthus tricolor (Joseph's coat), 468 nucleotides long. RefSeq lists its product as uncharacterized. Bases 1 to 468 code for a protein of 155 amino acids. NCBI's taxonomy places the organism in Eukaryota, Viridiplantae, Streptophyta, Magnoliopsida, Caryophyllales, Amaranthaceae. The record is from RefSeq and is a predicted model, not a curated record. The transcript has a single exon.
AUGACUUUACAUGAUUGUUACACUAAUGUUUAUACCCUGAGACAUGAGGGAAAACUUAAGGACCUCAUGCCCCUGCCACCCCAUAGAACCUUGCCUCCACAGAAGCUAGCAGGCAAUGACCUCACUUUACCUUCACAGAAGUCAAUAGGCACUUUACUUCCACAAAGACCUGUAAGUAGUGUGUUCUUGAUAAACAGAAAGGUGAGUAUCAAGGAGAUCAGGAGAGAAGGACAAGCUUUUCUCUUGUUUAGUAAGGAAGUUAAGCAGGAGGAUAGUAAGCUAGAUACUAGGAUCACUAACUUGUUGGAACAGUUUGCUGAUGUCUUUCCUACAGAGUUACCAGUAGGGUUACCUCCAAUAAGAGGUAUUGAGCAUCAAAUUAAUCUCAUACCAGGAGCAGCAUUACCCAAUAAGCCUGCAUAUAGAACUAGCCUUGAGGAAACCAAGGAGCUACAAAGACAAAUUUAG